CGGAGUUUCACCACCAUCUCUCCCCCUCGCCUGGUGACGCCUGUAACCGCUGGACAAAGAGGGCAGGACCCCAGUUAGUAGGGGCUGAGCUGUGAGGUUUUGGUACCAGCAGAGGAGCUUUAACAUGCAGAUGAAGUCAGCGCGGAGACUUAUUUUACUGUAGCAACAGCUUGUAGACAGCACUGCACAUCACUGGUUGGCACAGGAAUCUUGUUGUGGAGUACGGGAUCAGAAGCAGCAAAUGUUUCCGGUCAGGCAGCCUUGGCUUUGCAAAGCCUUAGGUUGUUAUGAUUGCUGUAUCCGGUGCAUCGGGGCAGUGCCCUACCCAUCCCUGGUGGCCACCCUGCUGUUCUAUGCCGGCGUGGCCUUAUUUUGUGGCUGUGGGCACGAAGCGUUGUCCCAGACUGAAGUCCUCGUCGAGACUUACUUUGCCCGCAACGUUCAAGACUUCGUGGUCAUGGCCUCCUUUAUCAAGUACUUCCAGUUCGUGAUCUACGGUCUGGCAUCAUUUUUCUUCCUCUACGGCAUCCUGCUGCUGGCCGAGGGUUUCUACACCACGAGUGCUGUCAAGCAGACGUUCGGUGAAUUCAGGAGCACCCACUGUGGCCGCUGCCUCAGCCUGACGUUUAUCAUAGUGACGUACAUCUUGGCUUUCAUCUGGCUGGCAGUCUUUGCCUUCACUGCUAUCCCGGUCUUCUUCUUGUUCAACAUGGAGCAGACGUGCCACAACAUAAACAUCCUGGCUGAAACAACACCCAGCAUUAAUCAGCACGGAUGGAUUUGCAUGGAUGCCAGGCAGUACGGUCUGCUUCCUUGGAACGCAAUGCCAGGGAAGGCUUGUGGAAUGACCUUGGCAUCUAUUUGCAAAACCAGCGAAUUCUACGUCACCUACGACUUGUACAUAGCUGCAUUUGCUGGUGCUGGGAUCGCUCUCUUGGCCCUGUUUCUGUAUUUGGCUGCCACCACCUACAAUUACGCAGUCUUGCGGUUCCUGGGGAGGAAAGGUGUCCGCUGAGGGCAACACAUCCGUCCCAGUCAACUCCGUCUCCAGGCCAUGAAGCGGAGACAGUCAACACGGGACCUCCCUCCAUCCUCUGGGAAACAGUACGCUGCAAAUGUGGAUCACCUGCUAUAGUUUUUCUUUACACAAGUCCGAUAACAGACAAAUGUUUAUCAUUGCUGUUUUGUAUGAACAACAGACAGAGAGAUGAAGAUAAUUCACAUCCAGCGUCCUCCUCUUCGAAUCCUCCUCUCAGAUGAUUCUCUUUGCUUUGUUGUUCAGUCUCCACUCCCUUUCGUUUAUGCUUUGUUUUUUGCAAAGCUUCUUUGGUGCUGGUGUUGUUGUCAGAUUAGGUUGUGUGAUAAUUGUAUGUAUGAAUAAUUAAGAGCGAUGACAGCUCGCCUUGCAAAUCAUAACUACAUGCAAGCCAUUCAGUGUUAAGUGAUCCGUGUACAGUUCUGAGUUUGAUUUUGUUUCUGCUGCCUCAUUAUCACCAUCUUGUGCAGCAACAUUGUGUGAACUAAAGCAAGGGAUGCUGAAUGUACCUAAUGCAUGGGGUUUGGUGUAUCCCUUCAUCUCCUUCCUUGCUUCCACUGACAACACAUGUACUUUGCUUUCACUCAAACCUCAUUUUUCCUUAAUUUAAAUGUCACUGCGAAACAAAGACAUGUAUCUAUUUUCUGGAUAUUUGAGUUACUGCUUAAAAUAAGCUAGUUCUAAGUUACUGAGGUGUUGAUGCUUCAAUAACAGGUGGCUCAUGUUUAAUGCGUGGCCCUGCUACUUACCGGGCUGGGUGGUGUGUGCUCAUUUUGAAUUAAGGCGGAAUAAACCAUUUUAAUCUCAA
This is a messenger RNA of Pungitius pungitius (ninespine stickleback), 1844 nucleotides long. RefSeq names its product proteolipid protein 1b (gene plp1b). The record is from RefSeq and is a predicted model, not a curated record. Gene Ontology annotation, cellular component: myelin sheath; plasma membrane. Lineage: Eukaryota; Metazoa; Chordata; Actinopteri; Perciformes; Gasterosteidae. Gene Ontology annotation, biological process: central nervous system myelination; axon development. The coding region runs from base 242 to 1015 and encodes 257 amino acids. The transcript is spliced from 7 exons. Gene Ontology annotation, molecular function: structural constituent of myelin sheath.